Momordica charantia (bitter melon) is the source of this 2008-nucleotide messenger RNA. RefSeq lists its product as uncharacterized. Lineage: Eukaryota; Viridiplantae; Streptophyta; Magnoliopsida; Cucurbitales; Cucurbitaceae. The record is from RefSeq and is a predicted model, not a curated record.
CCAAUAUGGCCGCUAAACCACAAUUGAACUUGAACCGAUUGUGGAAAUCCCUCUUUGUUUAUACUUCCAUUCAUGGCCAAGUCAUCGUCGAAGCUCAUCAAUGGUUAGGGUUUGGCCAAUAAAAACAGCGGCGACUUUUUACUGCUCAAAAAAGUGGGUGAGAACUGAACUGAUGUUGAAACUUGAUUGGAAAUAUGAAAUGUUUCUACUAUCUAAUUCUAUAGCUGUAUCAGAGGGUAUCUUUAGUCGUUCCGUUGCAUGGUGAAUGAGUCAACGGGGUCAAAUUUAUCAUAUUAUUAGAAGCUAGUUGUUUUUAUUUUAUAUACAUGUAAUUUUUUCAAUUAAGAAUAGUUGAUUCUGGUUCAAAAUUGAAAACCCAAAUCGAGCUGGAUCUGAAUUCGUUUUCAGAGAAUUGAAGCCCUUCGAUAGGAACCAUCCGAGUGGCUUUUACGGUUCUAUUUCGGCUUUCCAUUGUUUAGAAACAGCGUGCAUCAUCAGAAGCGAGAAGAGAAAGUUGAGUGUUGAACUCCAAUGGAGGAGGCGGCCCUUGACUUCGUGCUCGUGCCUCUGGGUCUCGCUUUGAUGGCUGUUUAUCACGCAUGGUUGGUCUUCACCAUUUUUCGGAAUCCCAGACGGACGGUCAUUGGCCUCAACGCCGAGUCCCGCCGCCAAUGGGUGUUCAGCAUGAUGACUGAUCCGUUGAAGAAUGGCGUCUUAACCGUCCAGACAAUACGAAACAACAUAAUGGCAUCUACACUUUUAGCAACAACAGCAAUAACUCUUAGUUCGUUAAUUGGUGUUUUUGUGAGCACCUCAGCGGACUUGAGUAAUGCAAAGCUGCAUUUAAUUUAUGGCAACAAGUCUGCCCUUUGUACUUCAAUCAAGUACUUCUCAAUCUUGCUGUGCUUCCUUCUUGCCUUUCUAUGCAACGUGCAGUCGAUAAGAUAUUAUGCCCAUGUUAGCUUCUUGGCCACUGUUCCUACAUGGAGAGAUCACAAAGAAUCUAUACAUUACAUCGCUAGAAACUUGAAUCGAGGCAGUUUCUUCUGGUCCGUUGGACUGCGAGCAUUCUACUUUUCAUUUCCUCUCUUUCUCUGGAUCUUUGGGCCAAUCCCCAUGUUUGCUUCUUGCUGUACAAUGUCAUGUGUUCUCUAUUUCUUGGACACAACUACAAGUUUUACGCGGCAUCUUCACAGCCGCUCGUUGAGGGAGAACCUGGAAGUUGAUGAUCUGGAAUCAGCUCAUCAAGCGUCGUAAAGCCAUGGCUGUAAUUCGGCAGCGUUUAGCCCCAUUGGACUCUGGCUGGCAUUGUAGCAGACACUCACUAAUGGCCAAGAUUAAUUUGUACAGAACAGUAACAUUUGCUUUCCAUUGUCAAAGCACAAAGAAAAAGAGAGUGGCCAGGUGAGAUGAAAAUAACACAACAGAAUUUGUUUGUUUGUCAUUUCAAGAACACAACAAGGUGAGUAACAGUGCAAUGAUGAGAUGUGGGGAAGUCAAUUUGGAUGCCUCUCCCUUCCCUUCCCUUCCCUUCCCUUCAAAUAUUCUUUUACUGAAUUCUCUCACCUUUUCCAUUUCCAAAAAGUCACCCAGCUGCCUAAUAUGGCCAAAUGCCACUAUUGAGCCACAGCCCACUGCAGCAGCUUUGGCAGAGCCAAUAAGGUGGCGUUGACAAGCCCCUGUGCAGAUGCAAACAGUCAAAAUGUGCACCAUUACUGCAACACCAAGCUUUUUUCUUCUUCUCUGUGAUUCUGACUCGACAAACUCCAUUUGGGGCUGUCGCUCUGAUCUUAUCAUCAUCUCCAAGCUAAUUUUCAUGGAGUGGCCCAAGAUCUUGAACAAGUGCAAGUCUUGGAGUGGAAUUCUUGAUGAUUUUGGGUUAUAGUGGAGCACUUGUUUUGUUUGGUUAAAUUUGGGAAACUCAGAUGAGGAUUUUUGGUUGACCCUUGCAUGAGAAAAUGAUCAUUAUGCUGUUUUGUUAGAUGUCAUUAUGGUUUGACUGGCCAUU